AUGGCUACCACUCCGAUCAACGGCCAUGCCACCAAGUCUCCCUCCUUAGAUGCGGCCGAAGCCCGCCGACUCAAACACAACCAUGCCGAUGUCGUGAUUAUAGGUGCAGGAAUUCUGGGCUGCGCGCUGGCAGUCGCAUUAGGACGACAGGGGCGGAGUGUCAUUCUCCUGGAAGCCUCGCUGAAAGAGCCAGAUCGCAUUGUGGGUGAAUUGUUACAGCCUGGCGGUGUACAAGCUUUGGAGAAGCUUGGUCUCCGCGAUUGUCUGGAGGGCAUAGACUCGAUUCCCGUGGAGGGCUAUUAUGUUUCGUAUUUCAAAGACCCCGUGACAAUCCCCUACCCGAAGCCUACGCCCACGUCGCCCCCGCCGGAGGGCCGCUGCUUUCACCACGGCCGGUUUGUGAUGAAGCUGCGCGAGGCCGCCAUGGCAUGCCCCAACGUCAGUGUUGUUGAGACCAAGGCGACGGACCUGGUCACUUGCUCGCACACCCAGCAGGUUCUCGGUGUCGAGUGCACGUCCAAGGAUAACGUCCGGGCCUGCUACUUUGGCCACCUCACCGUCGUUGCUGACGGCUACGCCUCCAAAUUCCGCAAGCAACAUCACCCGCAUACCCCCAAGGUCCGCUCGAGGUUCUGGGGUCUCGAGCUGAUCGAUACGAAGCUCCCGAAGCCUUACUAUGGGCAUGUUUUGCUGAGCGAUAAUGCCCCGAUCCUCCUGUACCAGAUCGGCACGCACGAGACCCGCAUCCUCGUUGACAUUCCCGAAAACCUCCCAUCAGCGUCCGUCAAGAAUGGUGGUGUGAAGAGCCACAUGCGGAACGUCGUCCUCCCUUCACUUCCUGAAUCCGUACAUCCAGCCUUCAUUGCCGCCUUGGAACAAGGCCAGCUGCGGUCGAUGCCGAACUCCUUCCUCCCCGCCGCCGCGAACAGAACUCCGGGCCUGGUGAUCCUCGGGGAUGCCCUCAACAUGCGACACCCAUUGACAGGAGGCGGAAUGACGGUCGCCUUCAAUGAUGUCGUGACGCUGCGCGAUCUCCUGAGCCCAGAGAAGGUCCCCAAUCUGGGCGACACAAAGCGAGUCAUGAAGCAGCUCUCGACCUUCCACUGGGAGAGGAAGAAGUCGGCCUCCGUCAUCAACAUCCUCGCACAGGCGCUAUAUGCUCUAUUCGCCGCAAAUGACCAAUACCUCCGAGCCCUCCAACGCGGCUGCUUCCGUUACUUCCAACUGGGACUCAUCGACGGCCCCGCAGGCCUCCUCGGCGGCCUCAUUAAAAAACCCUCCGUCCUCUUCGUCCAUUUCUUCUCCGUCGCCCUCCUCUCCCUCUGGGUCCUCCUCUGCGAAUACCCUCCCUACCUCUUCCCCGUCGCCGUCUUCAAAUGCAUCAUGACCUUCUGGACGGCCUGCGUCGUCAUCUUCCCAUACAUGCUAAUUGAAGCCUUCUGCUGA
This is a messenger RNA of Aspergillus fischeri NRRL 181, 1446 nucleotides long. RefSeq names its product squalene monooxygenase erg1 (gene erg1). The transcript has 2 exons. Lineage: Eukaryota; Fungi; Ascomycota; Eurotiomycetes; Eurotiales; Aspergillaceae. Gene Ontology annotation, biological process: ergosterol biosynthetic process. Gene Ontology annotation, molecular function: flavin adenine dinucleotide binding; squalene monooxygenase activity. Bases 1 to 1446 code for a protein of 481 amino acids. Gene Ontology annotation, cellular component: endoplasmic reticulum; membrane. The record is from RefSeq and is a predicted model, not a curated record.